GAAAAAUAUUGGUAUACAACUGUGAUGGCAGAGGGGAAAUCAGUCGCAAUUGGUAAAGUGUUAGGUGGAACAAUUCUUCUCUAAGAUGCUUUAGAGCUGGCUAACAAAAGAAUCUUGUCUGUCCAUUAGAUUUGCAAGUGAUGCCAAUAAAGGAGUGUUAAACUAUAUGGAGCUUAAAACAAAAAACAUUGAAGCAUCAUCGUCAAUCUGUCUGGACACAUGGACUGUGAGCUUCAAGGCAAUUAAAUAAUGGAUUCCUCACAUGCUCAGACAUCUCACAUGUUCUACGUUGGAGCUCGGAACGAAAUAACGAAUGUAGCUUAAACCCACUACACCAGAAGCAUUUUCAGAGUUCCCUGCAGUAGCAAAUGGAAGCUGCUGAAGCUCCCACUGACAAAACAAUGGCUGACAACAAUGUGGGCACCUUGGAGGUGGAAAAGGGUAGUGGAAAAAUUCAAGAUAAGGACGAGAAGUUUAAAAAAGAGACUGAUUCAGUUGGAAGUGUGGCCUUGUAUCAGCUGUUUUCAUUUGCUGAUGCACUGGACUAUGUGUUGAUGGCGUUGGGGACGGUGGGGGCAUUUGCGCACGGGGCAGCCGUUCCUGUCUUCUUCAUAUUCUUUGGGAAGCUCAUUGAUGCCUUUGGUGCACACCCCAAUGAUCCCAUCGCAAUGGCAUCUCUAGUUGGAAAGCAUGCUCUCCACUUCUUGUACUUGGGACUUGUCAUCAUGGCAGCAGCAUGGCUUGAGAUAUCAUGUUGGAUGCAAACAGGGGAACGGCAAUCAGCUCGCAUGAGAAUGCGAUAUUUGAAAUCUGUGUUGAGCCAAGAUGUUAGUUAUUUUGAUACAAAUGCUAGCACAGGAGAAAUUAUCAGCUGUAUUUCCAAUGAUGUAGUGGUUGUACAAGAUACAAUAAGUGACAAGAUGGGCCAUUUUUUGCAUUAUAUAGCUCGAUUCAUUGCAGGAUUUGCAGUGGGCUUCUCCUCAAUAUGGAAGCUUACAUUACUUACAGUUGCAGUUGUUCCCUUGAUGGCUAUUGCUGGGGGUGCAUAUGCUGCAGCCAUGACUGGUUUGUCAAAAAAAAGCCAAGUAGCAUACGCUGAGGCUGGAAAAGUGGCAGAAGAGGCAAUAUCUCAAGUGCGUACUGUGUAUUCAUUUGUGGGAGAGACCAAGGCUAUUCAAGCUUAUUCAAGAGCUCUUGGAACUACUCUAAAGUUGGGGAAGAAAGGGGGUAUUGCGAAAGGAUUGGGUGUAGGAUUUACAUAUGGAUCAGUGUUUGGUGCAUGGGCAUUGCUUCUUUGGUAUGCGGGUGUCCUUGUCAGACAUGGAGAAACCAGUGGUGGUGAAGCAUUCACAACCAUUUUCAAUGUCAUUAUCAGUGGAAUUGCUCUUGGUCAAGCGGCUCCAAACUUGGGUGCAUUUGGCAAGGGGAAAGCAGCUGCAUAUAACAUUAUUCAAAUGAUCAAACAGAAACCAACAAUGAGUUAUAACCUAUUGGAAGGCGAGACUUUAUCACAUGUUGAGGGGCAUAUCGAAUUACGCAAGGUCUGCUUCAGUUAUCCAUCUCGACCUGAUAUCAUCUUUCAAGAUUUUGACCUUUCAAUUCCUGCUGGAAAGACAGUGGCGAUUGUUGGACAUAGUGGGUCGGGGAAAAGCUCAAUUAUAUCCUUAAUAGAGCGCUUUUAUGAUCCUUCUGCAGGUGAAGUGCUACUGGAUGGGCACAAUUUGAGGAGCCUGCAACUGAAGUGGUUACGGGAUCAGAUUGGAUUGGUCAGUCAGGAACCAGUAUUAUUUGCAACUAGUAUAAUUGAAAAUAUUUUGUAUGGUAAGGACAAUGCAAGCAUGGAGGAGAUUAAAGAAGCUGCAAAGGCUGCUAAUGCUCACUCCUUUAUAGAAAAUCUACCCAAUGGCUACAAUACCCAGGUGGGUGAGAGAGGAACACAACUUUCUGGAGGGCAGAAGCAACGAGUAGCUAUUGCUAGAGCAAUGCUGAAGAGUCCGAAAAUUUUACUUUUGGAUGAAGCAACAAGUGCAUUGGAUGCAGAAUCAGAGCAGAUUGUUCAGCAAGCUCUUGAAAACAUUAUGAUAGGCCGGACCACAGUAGUGGUGGCUCAUAGACUAUCUACAAUUCGAAAUGCUGAUACCAUUGCAGUGUUACAAAACGGCAAAGUUGUAGAAAGUGGUUCACACCAGGAAUUGAUUUCAAAAGGGAAAGAUGGGGCAUAUUUUUCUCUUGUGCAGCUGCAAGAAGCGACAGAAAGUGGACCUGCACGGGAAGAACAUGAAAGUAGCAGGAAAUCCAGGCAAUCCCUUGAAUCCUUAUUUUCCUCGCAAAGUUUUAGAUCUGGAGUUAAUAGCAUUAGAUUUGAUUCUAUUGGAAAAGAAAAUUUGGAUAUCAAGGGAUCGAAAGGUGAACAACCACCAUCAUUUAUGAGGCCUUCAAUCUGGCGACUGCUUAAACUGAACAUACCAGAGUGGCCUUUUGCCAUACUAGGCACUCUAGGGGCAAUAAUGGCAGGUGUGGAGACACCACUUUUUGCUCUUGCCAUUACACAUGUUUUAAUCACCUUCUACUCUCCUGACAAGCUGCAUAUCAAGCAUGAAGUUGAGAAAAUUUCUAUUAUAUUCAGUGGAGCAGCAGUUGCUACUGUGCUGAUAUAUUUAUUGCAGCACUAUUUCUAUACCUUAAUGGGGGAGCAACUCACUACACGCAUCCGAGAAAUGAUGUUCUCAGCAAUUUUACGGAACGAGAUAGGUUGGUUUGAUUCAACUGAAAAUAGUAGCGGAAUGUUAACAUCAUGUUUGGCAACCGAUACAACAUUAGUUAGAGGUGCUAUUGCUGAUCGCAUGUCAACAAUUGUGCAGAAUGUAGCACUUACAGUGACUGCAUUUGUCAUUGCAUUCAUGCUUAAUUGGCGUAUAGCUUCAGUUAUCCUUGCAACAUUUCCGUUUCUGAUUGGUGCUUCUGUAGCUGAGCAACUUUUUAUGAAGGGAUUUUGUGGAGAUUUCAACAGUGCAUAUUCUAAAGCAAGCAUGGUAGCUGGUGAAGCUGUGAGCAAUAUCCGCACAGUUGUAUCUUUUUCUGCACAAGAGAGAGUUAUUGGUCUUUUUGCUCAAGAAUUAAUUGAACCAAAGAAAAAGAAUUUUUUGCGAGGCCAAAUAGCCGGGUUAGGCUAUGGCAUUUCCCAGCUUUGCCAGUUUGGGUCUUAUGGCCUUGCAUUUUGGUAUGCAUCUUUGCUAGUUAAAAACCAUGAAACUGACUUUGGACAAGUGAUGAAAGCAUUCAUGGUUUUGGUCAUCACAGCAUUUGGUGUGGCUGAAACUCUUGCUCUUGCUCCUGAUAUUGUGAAGGGAUCUCAAGCUUUGGAACCUGUUUUUAGGAUUCUUGACCGAAGAACUGAGAUAGAACCUGACGAUCUUACGGAAGAGGAGGUCACAGAAGUCAAGGGUGACAUAGAAUUGAGUCAUGUGAAGUUUCGCUAUCCUUCUCGACCAGAUAGUAUUGUUUUCGAGGAUUUAAGUUUGCAUAUUCAAUCAGGAACAAGUCUAGCUCUGGUAGGUCCAAGUGGCUCAGGCAAGAGUUCAGUUGUAUCCCUUCUAAUGAGAUUUUAUGAUCCAAUAUCAGGGGCAGUCUUCAUAGAUGGUAAUGAUAUCAGGAAACUAAGGCUCAGGUCUUUGAGACAGCAAAUUGGUCUAGUGCAACAGGAGCCUGCUCUUUUUGCAACAACCAUCUAUGAAAACAUUCAGUAUGGGAAAGAUGGGGCUUCUGAAGCUGAAAUAAUAGAAGCUGCAAAAUCAGCAAAUGCACACAACUUCAUCAGUGGCCUACCUGACGGUUAUCAGACAAAUGUUGGUGAGAGAGGGCUGCAGCUAUCUGGAGGGCAGAAGCAAAGAGUUGCCAUUGCAAGGGCAAUCUUAAAGAAUCCAGCCAUACUUCUUUUGGAUGAGGCAACCAGUGCAUUGGAUACAGCAUCAGAGAAUGUAGUCCAGUCUGCUUUGGAUCAAUUAAUGCAUAGUCGGACAACCAUUGUUGUAGCACACAGGCUUUCGACAGUUCAAAAUGCUAACAUGAUUGCAGUGCUUCAUGGUGGACGGGUAAAGGAACAAGGUACCCAUUGGCAGCUUAUCAAUAAUCCUGAUGGUGAAUAUGCUCAAUUAGUUAGAUUACAGCAAGGAACAAAAUCUGAAAUCUAAUAGCUGAUCUACUAAUGCUUAAUAGUUAAUAUCCAUCAUUGCCUUAUACAAUCUGCAAAAAUGCACUGCAGAUUUUGCCUGCUUGAAUUUCCGAAUUAGAGAUUGUAAAUAAUCCUCAAAGGUUGUUGCCCUGCAGGUUUUGGUCAUGACCAUUUCCUCAAAUUAGUGUUUUUGAAGUAAAUAGGUACCGUGUAGGUUCAUGUAUUUUUUGAGGAGAUUCUCUGAUCUAAUAAUUAAAUGAAAAUAUUUGUUAUA
This is a messenger RNA of Cryptomeria japonica (Japanese cedar), 4445 nucleotides long. RefSeq names its product ABC transporter B family member 13. The record is from RefSeq and is a predicted model, not a curated record. Gene Ontology annotation, biological process: transmembrane transport. The transcript is spliced from 11 exons. Gene Ontology annotation, cellular component: membrane. The coding region runs from base 369 to 4190 and encodes 1273 amino acids. Gene Ontology annotation, molecular function: ATP binding; ATP hydrolysis activity; ABC-type transporter activity. Lineage: Eukaryota; Viridiplantae; Streptophyta; Pinopsida; Cupressales; Cupressaceae.